Molecule: messenger RNA, 1523 nt
Organism: Funneliformis caledonium
Lineage: Eukaryota; Fungi; Glomeromycota; Glomeromycetes; Glomerales; Glomeraceae
Source: the annotation of a GenBank genome assembly
CGAGAGCUAUCUUUGAUUGUAAAGCAGACGAUGAUCUAGAGUUAUCUUUUAAAACGAAAGCAAUUAUUGUUGAUAUUACUAAAGCAAGCGAUGAAGGCUGGUUUGAAGGUACAUUAGAAGGUUCAAAAACUCGUGGCUUGUUCCCUGAAAAUUAUGUCGAAUUUUUUGAAGAAGAGAAACAACCGAAAGUCCCACCGAGACCUCCACCCCGGAAAACUUCAGUUGUGUCUAAAGAUUCUAAUGGAGUGAAAUCAAACAGUACGCAUUCACUCAUCAAAGACGAUCCGGUCGACGAUUCCGAUACAAUCGAAACUUCACCUCCUGAACCAAAGAAACUUUCAGCUGCUAAAUUUGCCAUCUUUGAGCAAUUGGAUAAAAGUGAUAAUGCAAAAACUUCACAAAAAUCACCACCAACAAUAAUAAAGCCAAAGGUUUUCCCGGUGAAUAGUGAAGUAUCGUCAUCGAGAUCGAUCGGAUCCAAUUCGGAACGUGAUGUGACAAUAUACACAGUUUCUGUUGAUAAAAAGAAAUCGGUUUUAGAACGUAAUACAAAAGAAUCAGGUUCUUUACCGACACAGUCUAAAGUAAAACCAGUUCCUCCAAUAAAACCUAAAAUUACUCCUCCCCCAAUUGCUCCUAAGCCGGGGAAAUUAGCUCCACCUUUACCUUCUAGGUCAUCAAGUACGAUCCUUACAAUGGAUAAAAAACCUCCUUUACCACCAAGAAAACCUUCAACUUCAAGUGUAUCUUCAAAUAAUGAAGCACCUCCACUAAUUCCUCUUAGACCAUCAUCAAAUGGUUCGGUGUCAAAUUCUUUCUUGUCUAAACAAGUUGAUAAAACAACUGCGAAAGCAAGAACAGGCACUCAAGAUGUUGCUGGCGAAGCAGCUAAACAAGGCGUAUCAAUUGGCGUUGCUCAGUUGAAAGAUGAUUUAAAACGUUCUAAAUUUGGCAACAAGAAGAUUCCUGGUCAAAAUGCAUUAUUUGAUAAAUUAGAAAAGAAUGCUCAAGAUUUAGCUAGCAAUCAAGCAAAGAAGAAAGCUGGUGAUACUUUUGACAAGAACCUUGAUGAAAUUCAAAGUAAACCGAAGCCGAACCUGCCAAUUCGAAACAAUUUAUCAAAUAUAAACAGUCAAAUAACUUCUGCGCCACGACCGUCGGUAUCUACAAGAAAUACUGAUGUUAUAAUUCCUCGUAGACCCAAAUCACAUGACAAUCAUUCUAGUGAAAAUAAUUUAUCCAAAGGUAUUCCGUCUGACGCGAGAAACCGAUAUGAGAUUAUAUAUGACGCAAAUAAAGAUGAUGAUGAUUCUAUCGAUGGUGCCGUUGUCAAAGCAAUUUAUUUGAGAAGCUGCUUAGAUAACAAAACAUUAUCUAAAAUCUGGGAUCUUCUUGAUACUGAUGAGGAUGGUCGGUUGUCAAGAAAUGAAUUUUGUGCAGGAAUGUUUUUGAUCGAUGAGCGACUAAAAGGUCAUCCUAUUCCUGAUGAAUUGCCUUAUGGAUUAUUGGAGCUCACGAUUUGA